Molecule: messenger RNA, 858 nt
Organism: Rubroshorea leprosula
Lineage: Eukaryota; Viridiplantae; Streptophyta; Magnoliopsida; Malvales; Dipterocarpaceae
Source: the annotation of a GenBank genome assembly
UUUUUUAUGGUGACUUUCUUCUUUUUCUUUAUUAAUUUGUCUGAUCUUUUCACUUUCUUUUUCUUGCUUAUUGUUUUUCGAUUUAGCCCUUUCUUCUCCAUCUCCAUCUUUUUGUGUUUACUUUUUUAUUUAUUUCUAUUUGGUUCCUCCAAUUUCCUCUCUUUCCCUUCCAAAUGUGGCUUCCUUCUUUUCUUCAGUUGUUCUUGCUUUAUUUCUUCUACUUCGCCAUUUUUCUAUUUAAUGGAAGGGGAUCCUUCCAAAUCUGUUAUUAUUGCUUCGGUUACCCUAGAUUUCACUAAGAUGGAGGUUCUUGUGUCUGCAUUUGUUGCCACUGCAUCAACCAACCUAUUAGCCUUGGAUUCUGAGAGUGAUGAUGAGGAUUUGGAGCUGUUUAAAGCAUAAAGAGUUGUUUUGCGAUAUCGGAUGAUGUAUGUGAUCCUUUUUUAUUGCUAAUUACUUUUGAUAAUAAGGACGACAACGCCGAAGAUGAUUUCAAGACUCUUCGUGCUUCCCAACAUCUCACUCUUGUUGCUAAAUCUUUGCCUCCCCCCACAAGAAUCCUUGCUUCCUUUUAUGUUUCUUUGUUGAUGCAAAGGUUUUUCAAGAUGUCCCUCCUUUUUAGCUUUACUGACCUUUUAUUAAACCUACAUAUAAAAAAAUUUAUUUUUGAAAAAACAUUUGGGUUGCACUACUUUAAUAUUUCUCUAUCUAUUAUGCAUGUUUUAUUAUUUUUUUUUUUUUGUUAUAUUUGGAUCUCUUUAUAUAUAUGUGUGUGUGUGUGUGUUUGUGUUGUUAUGUUACAGUGCAUUGGUUGUGUUUUGAGAACAUCUGCUUGUUGAACAAAUCCUCUAUUUCUAA